GCAGGUAGCAUGGAGUAUCCUACAGUCAGAGAGGAUGUGCCCCGCAGGACAACAGCAACAGACUUCCCUGCCCCACUCAGCAGCAAUGAAUUCCUCUAUCUCUCUGGACCUACAAAUGCUCCCAUCAUUCACCAAGCAGUGCACUGGAGAUCAGGCCCUUGGGGGACAGAUGGGAAAUCCCCCAUGUAUUAUGCUGGCAAGAAUCGAGAGACUUUCCAGAGGUGGCAGCAAAAUCACAGAGAUAGAGAACAGAGGGCACUUCCAAAUGAUGAGAGGAUCAAAAGCUUACCACUCUGGCAAGAAUAUCUAAGAGGUUUUGUCAGUACUGUGAAGUCCUUCAAAGAAUUUUAG
Bombina bombina (fire-bellied toad) is the source of this 351-nucleotide messenger RNA. RefSeq names its product tektin bundle interacting protein 1 (gene TEKTIP1). The transcript has 3 exons. Bases 10 to 351 code for a protein of 113 amino acids. NCBI's taxonomy places the organism in Eukaryota, Metazoa, Chordata, Amphibia, Anura, Bombinatoridae. The record is from RefSeq and is a predicted model, not a curated record.